Molecule: messenger RNA, 3051 nt
Organism: Paramormyrops kingsleyae
Lineage: Eukaryota; Metazoa; Chordata; Actinopteri; Osteoglossiformes; Mormyridae
Gene: tmem181
Product: transmembrane protein 181
Molecular function (GO): toxic substance binding
Source: RefSeq, a predicted model, not a curated record
CGUUGCGUAUCGCGCGCCGCCUCGUCUCUGGAAUGCGGAUGUAGCCGUGCUUGUCUCCAAGCGGCUCGGAGCUGCGGUGGUCAUCUCGCCAACGUUUCGACUUCACCGGGCCGAUGAUUAUGGAUCGGCUGGCCCCUAUGCGCCUCUACACCCUGUCCAAGCGGCAUUUUGUCCUCGUCUUUGUGGUUUUCUUUAUAUGCUUUGGCCUGACAGUCUUCGUUGGUAUAGCGGGCCCUAAAAUAAUUGAGGAGUACAGUGCGACCAACAGUUCCCAUACCAAGACUGGACCUUUCAGCUUGCAGUCUCUGCCUUUAUCUACCUACAACCAGCAGCUGUGGCUCACAUGUCAGAUCCAGCUGGAGCAUCCCAGUGGGGUGGAUUACAGUCAGCCGCUGGAGAUCAACGUGGAGUUGAAAGGGGUAAUGCAGGAUGCCAGCGUUACCCGCAUCAGCAGCAACGUUCACCAGAAGUCCCGCAUCCUGCACUGCGGGGCAGUGAAUGUGCAUCCGCCGACAUGUGAUGAGAUCAUCGUGGUGCAUCUGGGCUACCUGAAUUACACUCGGUACCAUGUCAAUGUCAGCUUCAAAGGCCUGGAGAACCUGACCUUUGGCAUCCGGGAGGUGACCUUCAUGUGGAAGACCUACAACCCGUCCUUUUCCCAGGUGGAGAUCUGGUUUCGCUUUGUCUUCGUGGUGCUGACAUUUGUGGUCACGUGCAUGUUCGCCCACUCCCUGAGGAAGUUCUCCAUGCGGGACUGGGGCAUCGAGCAGAAGUGGAUGUCCAUCCUGCUGCCCCUGCUGCUCCUGUAUAAUGACCCCUUCUUCCCACUGUCGUUCUUGGUGAACAGCUGGUUCCCCGGGACGCUGGACGCCCUGUUCCAGGCAGUGUUCCUUUGUGCCCUGUUGCUGUUCUGGCUCUGUGUUUACCACGGUAUCCGCGUUCAGGGGGAGAGGAAGUGCAUGACCUUUUAUCUGCCCAAGCUGGUCAUCGUGGGCCUGAUAUGGUUGUCCUCCAUAACACUGGGGAUCUGGCAGACGGUGAAUGAACUGCAUGACCCCACUUACCAGUACAAAGUCGACAUUGGGAAUUUCCAGGGCAUGAAGAUCAUCUUCCUGGUGGUGGUGUCUGUGUACAUCCUCUACCUGAUCUUCCUGAUUGUCAGAGCCUGCUCAGAGCUGAAGAACAUGCCUUACACUGACCUUCGGCUGAAAUUUCUGACUGCGUUGACCUUCAUAGUGCUGAUCAUCAGCAUGGUCAUCCUCUACUUGAGGUUUGGCGCCAAGGUGCUGCAGGACAACUUCGUAGCUGCUCUCUCCACCCACUACAAAAACUCAGCCGAGUUUCUCUCUUUCUAUGGGUUGCUCAACUUCUACCUGUACACUCUGGCUUUUGUGUACUCGCCGUCAAAGAGCGCCCUCUAUGACUCGCAACUGAAAGAUAACCCUGCCUUUUCCAUGCUGAAUGACUCGGACGAUGAAGUCAUAUAUGGGAGCGAUUAUGAGGAGAUGCCACUCCAAAAUGGGCGGGCGAUCAAGGCAACAUCAAAAUACCAGGACGAGACCGACAGCGACUGAGAGCGGCCAGCACCCCCUACUUGUGAGCGGCGCCAUGACAUGCAUCAUGCAUCCAUCUCCAGAGCACAGCCGCUACUGAGAAAAUGUCCUGACCCCAUCUGUGUAAAUACUGUGUGUAGUUUAAAUUAAAUGCAAAUUAUAGAUAUGUGUACAUAAUAUUUUAAAAACCCAGUUGCCACUAAAUGUAAGUAAAAGUAUUAGUGAUGCAUGAGCUGAAGAGGGCACUGAGAGGGAGACCAUGGACACUUGAGUGAGAUCUAUAUAUCAUUUUUAAAUUUUUUCCUUUUUUUUUUAGUACAGAUGAGAAUACAAGUGAAAGGUCAGUGUAUUUUGGGAGUUUAACAUGUACAGUGUAUAUACAUAUCUGCUGCCGUUUUAAAUAUGUAUGAAAAUAUGUUGAAGUAACGUGCAGUUUUUUUUUGUAUUCUGCUUCCUAUCCAGCAGAUGUGCGGACCAUAGUAUGGUUGCUGGUUUGAAGGCCCACUUUAUUUCCUUUAUUUUCACCCAAAUGCAUAAUACAAACCCAGUUUUGCAUGAAGCUAUAAAGAAAAUGUCACUUGUUUGGGGUGUUAUUGUGCAUUCCUGAGACAAUAGAAAAAAACAAUCACAUUCCUUAAGUCAUUUUAAGUAGUAUUUUUUUGUCUGUCAAAUUAAGUAAAAAAAAAUCUUACCUGUAAUUUUGCAGUGUGAGACCUGUUCACUUAAGCUAAAUGCAACAUUCAGGUAAAGUGUGACAUUUCUCAUUUAAUAACAGAUAUAUCUUAUGUUUGUAUAUGAAAUGUAUAAUUGCCCUUAAAUCAUUGCUUAUUUUCAGUACUACAGUGUUCUGCUCAGUUUAAUCCUUGUUAUCCUAGUUUUUACUUAUUGUUUGGAAAAAAAUGCAUGUGUCCAUUUUUGGGUUCUUGUACACUGGCCUGCUUCCUGCCUGGUUUGUAAGGCUAUGUAUGGGUUGGUCUCUUCAAGGUGCCUUUGAGGAAGUUCAAAUCUGCAUACCAAAACGGUCCAGUAUCUUUUCUGCUUAUAAUGUCCGGUUUACAAAAUAAGCUUGAUGUAGAUUUUAUAGGGGAAAGGGGAAUUUUUUGUGGCCAGUUGUGAAUUCUACACAGUACCUGUGUUUUCCCCCACCUUUUGGGGAAAAUCUGAGUCUGGAAGAAACAUUGUGCCUUGUAUGAUUUUGAUAUGUACACAUAUAGGUUUGGUAAGCUGUAUUGUACAUAAUAUUCUGUUUACUUUCAUGGAAACAGUCAGCAUGCUGCAAUUAUGCCACAUUUUCAAAGGACAUUGUUCCCUAAAGGUUACAUUGCCAUUGCAACCCCAGAUAAUCUUAAUAGCUGUAAAAAUUACUGUAAAGGUUCAUGAUCUGUGAUUGUAGCAAACUGAAGUCACUAUGGAGAUUCCAGUAACAGAAAUUGGCAACAACUUGUGGGAAAGGUGUAAUAAUUUAUUCAAAUUGUAAUAAAGAAAUGACAGAGUUUUA